Anisakis simplex (herring worm) is the source of this 1125-nucleotide messenger RNA. The record is from the annotation of a GenBank genome assembly. Lineage: Eukaryota; Metazoa; Nematoda; Chromadorea; Rhabditida; Anisakidae.
AAAUUAAUCGGAAGUAAAUGCUUAUUUGAUGAGGAAUGCUAUGGUAUAAACACGGUUUGUCGUGAUCAACGUUGUACUUGCCCAACCAACUUCGAGGAGUAUGAUAUCGAUUCACAAACAACGCAUCAAAUUGCUUUUGUAGCAUGCCCGAGUGGACAGCAGUUGUAUGGAGUUGAAUGUCAGCGGGUUGCACAUUGGGGACAAGCAUGCGACAAAGAUAGUCAAUGUAUAGAUGUUUUCAAUGCGUGCAUUGCUGGAAUAUGUCAAUGUUCACCCGGAACAUCAAGAGAUAUCAUGAAACAAAUGUGCUUCGCGGGUAUCUUCUUUCAUUUUACAUCCGCUCUCUUUACAAGUAUAAUCUAUCGUAAAAUCACAUUCCAAUAUUUGAUUUCAGUAUGCCCAGACGGUACGAAAGCACGUCAAAGCUGUCGUCGUUUGUUCAUAAACGAUAUUGAUAUGCUCGAAAAUGCAGCUUCAACUGAUAGUUGUCCACUAGGUUAUCGUUGUGUCACUUACGGUAGUCCAUAUGUUGGGCAUUGCUGCCGUUUGAGAUGUCCUUAUGGUGAACCUGAUUUAACGCAGUCGUGUGAUAGGGGAGCGCCAGAAGAUGAACGUUGUCGGCCGUUGACACAUCACUGUUAUACGGUUACAGAGCCUGGUUGGAAAUCGAGCUUGUGCUGUCCGAAACCAUGCAGAGAGCCAACACCACUCUUUAUAAACAAUCAGUGUCUGAGUAUAGCGCAUCGAGAUGAUCCUUGUCAAAUUGAUCAACAGUGCGAAGGAGGUGUGAAGAUGAGUUGUGUUCUGGGCACAUGUCAAUGCAAGCUUGGUUUUCAUGCGAGUAACGAUGACCGUUUCGCAACAUGUCAAAAGACAUGCCCAAUCGACGAAGUCGCUGUUACUGACAAAUGUCUUCGUCACGUUCAACUAGGACAGCAGUGUGUUACAAAUAGACAGUGCCCUAAUUUUUCUGAAUGUCGAUUUGGUAGUUGUCGAUGCCUGUGUGGCUACAAACAGGAUUCGUUGAUUGGGACUCGUUGCACCAAUCCGGAUGAUCCGUUCAGUUUGAAUGCUAUUUUAACGGGUGUUGAACAGGUGUUCGGAGGAAAAUCACGACCUUCAUGA